AUGUCUGAUGACUUAGGGCUGCAAACACUCUCCCCCACCUCACCCCAGCUGGGCCUUCCUCCCACUUCAGGGUCUCUCUGGGCCUCCAUCUCACCCCUGCUGAGCCCUGCCUCCUCUGCGGGGGGGGGGGGGGGGGGGGGGGGGACGUCCAACACGGUGUUCCUGGUCAGCCUGGUCAUCGCGGACUUUCUCCUGAUCAUCAACCUGCCCCUCCGCGUGGACUACUACUUCCGCCACGAGAUUUGGCGCUUUAAGGCCGCUGCCUGCAAAAUCAACCUCUUCAUGCUGUCCACCAACCGCACAGCCAGCGUGGUCUUCCUCACGGCCAUCGCGCUCAACCGCUACCUGAAGGUGGUGCGGCCCCACCACCCGCUGAGCCGGGCCUCAGUGCAGGCGGCCGCCUGGGUGGCGGGAGGACUCUGGGGGGGCAUCCUGCUCCUCAACGGGCACCUGCUCCUGACCACCUAUUCCAACUCCUCCUGCCUUAGUUACCGGCUGGGCACGAGCCCCUCGGCCUCACUCCGCUGGCACCAGGCGCUGUAUGUGUUGGAAUUCUUCCUGCCGCUGGCGCUCAUCCUCUUUGCCAUCGUGAGCAUCGGGCUCACCAUCCGGCGCCGCAGCCUGGGAGGGCAGGCGGGCCCGCGGAGGGCCAUGCGCGUGCUGGCCGUGGUGGUGGCCGUCUACACCAUCUGCUUCUUGCCCAGCGUCAUCUUUGGCUUGGCUUCCAUGGUGGCCUUCCGCCUGCGUGCCUGCUCCACCCUCGACAUCUGCUCGCAGCUCUUCCACAGCUCCCUGGCCUUCACCUACCUCAACAGCGUCCUGGACCCGGUCCUCUACUGCUUCUCCAGCCCCAAAUUCCUCCGCCAGGCUCGCGCCCUGCUGGGCCUCUCCCAGAGCCGGGAGGACCCAGCCAAAGACGAGAGCUCCUACGAGCCGUCCACCCGGCGCCGGACGACCGCUAGGAAGGUGGGGACCGCAGGAAAGCUACAGAAGGAGGUCUCGUUGGAGGUCUCCCUGGAGUAAGGAGGACCCCUUGCAGGCCUGCUGCAGUGCCACGGGAGUGAGGACGCCAGGCCCUGGGCUGGAGGGACAAGGUCACUCCCUGCACUGUUGCCAGCACAGGUACCUCAACCAACUGGGCAAGGGACGUCUGCAGGAGCCAGGUGGGUGGCAGGGAGAGAAAAGAGUCUUGGGUUUACAGAGUAGUGUGCCCAGGACUAUGUCCCCAGAGCACCGGAAAGAGCAUGAGGGCAGCAGAGACAGGCAGGGGCUGUGGGGGCUCCAGCUCAGACAAGGGGCCACACAGCUGCCCAGUCCCGGGGCCAGAGCGUGGUUACUGUGAAAUCAGAAGUCUUGCUUUAGAAAUCAACAGCCGCAUUUUCUGUGAUCUCCAGUUUGCCCCUUUCAAUACUAAUAAACUUCCUUUUGAAAAUGCAAGCCUAUCUCAGCUGUUCUAAGGAAAACCAAACAAAUGACUUUGGAUCCUUCCAGCCCUGAUGUCAUAGGGUUCAAAGUGAGGGUCCCAAGAUGAAGGGACACUCUGAGGACAGAGUGAGUGGGGGAGCUGUCAAAGGCACCGUCCUCCCACAUUGCUCCCGGAGCCCUGGAGUGUCCUUAAGGAGGCAGAACGCCUCCCUGGGUGAAGUCCUCAGGCUCAAGGGAUGGGUGACCUGCCUGAAUCCCUGGGAGGCGCCUGCUCCUCUCUGGCCUUCAGCUCCCCUUCUGCAGUCCCCCCAAGGUCCUGCCCAAGGCACCAAGGACCCUGCCCUGCUCUUGCCUGGGACGACGGGGGGAUCUUCAGCCUUGGUGGUUACUGCUUCCAUCCAGUUCAGGCUCCUGGCUCAGCUCGGCUCCCUCCAAUAGCUUCCCUCUGCCCCAAGUAUCCUUCCCUGACCCUGGAACCAGGACAGGGCCCUCAGGGUCACCAGAGCUGGCUCAUAGCCCUCCCUCAGGACUAAAGCCAUCGUGCUCGCCUCUACUCCCUUCUGUUCUUUCCAGUGUGCCUCUGGUCAGUGUCUGAGACUGCUGGGCUAACCCACCCAUUGACAGGAGUCAGGGGUUUCUUUUGGUGUGGGGGUGGGGUAGUGUUGGCCCUACUGUCCAUAGGGGAAGUCAUGGCGGGGCAGGGAGUGUAGCCUUCAAGGCUUCCAAAGGGCUAGCGGUCACUAAAGUCCCAAACAUGCACCUCCUGAACCCUGUGUAUCCCCAGCCCUAGCCACCUCGAGGGAAUGAACACCUCCCCCCAACUCACACGCCCCUCCCUGCUGGGGAGACAGAAGGGGCUGGGACUGGUUCUCCACUCAUCACCCCAGCCACGGGCCUCUAGGCCUCAGGUACAGGGUGUGAUGAUGGGGACCAAAUCCCCUUUCCCUAAUUCCCUUCGGAGUUUUAAUCCUCUUAGUCCAACCCUCUCAUGUCAUGGAUGGGGAUCCUGUCCCUCUCUUGAAAGUCCUCAGGAAUGGAGGCCAAAGCCCAGGAGAGUCACCCACACCCCGGGAGGGAGGCAUCCAGGAGCAGUGUGGAUGUUAGGGUGGGAGAUGGAGAAAACAUAUCAGGCGGAGGGGUAUGACCUGGGGGACAAAAGGUUAGGUGGAUAUUGGAACCCAUCUCCCCUGUGUGUCUCUAGCCCUUUUCUCUUUUCUGAAAACACACCAGCUGCUCUCAGAAACCCACAGAGAUACUGAGAAGCCAAACCAAGUGGCAGAAAAGCCGUGUGCUGCCUGGGCCUCUCCAAGGUGGCCCCGCUUCGUUCCUCCCUCUGUUGCCGCCUUUUGCACCUGGUAGAGCCAUUCCUGAGGACUCCUCACCUCUCCACCUUCUGCCACCAGGCCUGGGCCAGCCCAACCUCAGCCGGAGAUUUGUCAUUUCCAAGUCAGACAUUUUUAUGAGGCCCAAACACUCCUGGAGGCUGGGGACCGAGCACUUUCUCAUGGAGCCCUCACCGCUGCAGUGCUAACAUGUGGUGGGUGCUGAUCACCAGGCACCUUCUAUCCGGUAUCAUCUCUUCCCACGUUUGAACCCGCCUGGGUUCUACGGGCAAAUGGCGCUCCAUGUGCCAUUUCCUCGGUCUUCUGUUCCCUGGACCCUCCUCCCCAACACCACCGUCAGGUACUCCCACCCCUCUCAGCAACUGGGCUCACUCUCCCCCUGCCUGAUGUGAAGGAAAUGACCAGACAGCCCCCUGGCUUAUAUGCACUGCUGUUUCUCCCCUGAGGAGCCUCUGGGUAGAUGCUGGUCAUAGGGAGCAAGCUGACGCUCCUAACCUACCCUGGGUCCUCCUUACCCCUCAUCUUGAAGUUAAGGACUGCUCCCUCACAGACAAGCAAGGCCACACCAUCCUUCAUAAGGCCCUCUCUAAAGGGGGUCUAGGUGUCCCCUCAUGGGAGAGAAGCAGGCUUCAGGCUGCCUCCACACUCUCCCCACAUGGAGGGACUCUCUGGUCCUAACCUUGGCCCCAACCCACUGUACUUGUCUCUGGACUCAGUUCUCCAUCUGUGAAAUGGGAACAGUGAUCCUGGCCCUUGCCUAACUCCAGGGGUUGGAGAUGGAAAUAACUGAUACGCCAGAGCACUGAGUGAGGAAGGUAGUUUUAUGUGGGUGGGGGGAGUGAGAAGGGAUGGGGUGGGGGAGGAGGAGGAGAAAGCAAACUGGGUGAAGUGCAGGGUUUUCUACAGAUGGAGGGUAGUGCCCGUGGUGGUAUAAGGUGAGUUGGAAGCAAGCUGAGUAAAGACCCCAUCUUCUACAUUUGGGUUCCAAAUAGCAUUUUGGUCCCUGGGGUGGGCUGCACUACUCAAUGUAAAUGUUAGGCAGCAGCUUCUCUCUUGUCUUUCUCCUAAUGUAACCCGCUGUCACCAGGGACUCCUGUGUGGGGUGAGCAGGCAGGGCUGGGCUGAUGGGCCCAGAGUCGCUAAUCAUCUAGUUUACUGGGCACCCACCAGGGGCCAGACAUUAAGCAACAAAGGCAGAUAAUACAACUCUGACCUUAUGCCCCUCUAGGCCAAGCCUGGGACAGGCAAACCUGCAAUGAAUCAAAUGCAACCCAAGCCAGUGUAAUCCAAGGUUUUCAAGGAAGCAAUGCACCCCUGAGAGCACAGAAGGUCGGAAGGGCUAACUCUGCCUGGGUGUCAGCGAGGUGAUGCAUGUAAGCUGAAUCGUGGAGGAUGAGGAAAGUGGCAAAGGGAACGGGACCUCUGGCAUAGGGAAGAGCAUGAACAAGGGCACAGAGCUGUGAGAAGACUCGGGGUGCAGGCGGGAAACGCAGGCGGGACCCUGCAGGUUCAGGGGCCUGGGCUGGUCCUGCAGACAACCCUCUAUGGCAGAAAAGGGAGUGAGCAUGAGAUUUUUAAGAAGUCAAAGAUGAUCAGUUUUGCAUUUUGUUCAGUUAUUCUGGUAACCAUGUACACAGACUAGUGAGGGGGUGUGGGAGAUGACCUAAGUAGGAAACAGUCUGUAUUCCAAGCAAGGGUCUGAAUAAAGGCAGCAGCAGAGAGCAUGAAGGGACAGGUGGACAGGCACAGCCCAGGGGAAGAAGAGAGGUGACUGCAUGGAUGAUGGGUGGAUGUGACACAUUGAGGAUACAGGUGAUAGAGCAGGUUUGGAGGAGAAGAUACAAAGUUAAGACAAAUUGGAGGGCUUUGGAGAACCUCCUGGUAAACAGGUACAUUAGCACACUUCAGGCUGGAGAUAGGAUUCCAGAAUCUUCCACUUACUGAUGGGAGUUGAGGUUAUGGGAAUGGACAGGGUCACCUGGGGAGAGAGUGAAGAGGACCAGGAACCAUUCUUUUAAAAAUCCCUACAAGGGACACACAAAGGAAGACUCAGUGAAAUGCCCAGAAGAGGCCUUUAAGUAAGAAGAAAACCAGGAAGGCAGCAAUAAAAAAGAGCCUGAAAAGCAGCCAAGGCAAUCUCUCUGCCCAAGGAAAGAGAUUGCCCAUGAUAAAGAGCAGAACCGAGCCAGCUUUUAUGAGGGGAAAAGCCAAACAUAAAAUACCCAGACAGGCUGCAAAGUGCCUCGUGCAAGAAUAAAGCCUUUUCAAAAGUUUCCUAAUUGCAUGCUGAAGAAAGCGGAUUUGAAAACCAAAGUGUGUGUCUGACACUGUCUGGCCGAGCAUCUUGGAUCGACACCCUGGAUUAACGAUGCAUUGUCUGGUACUAUUUAAAAAAAAGCUUUUGAAGAAGUGAUAGGUUGUCGUUUGUAUAAAAUUUAAUAAUAUGCAAAACAUGUACUAUAUUGGUUAUGGAUUCAUCCAUAUGUAUUGAUUGUAUAAAAUCAUGCAUUGGGAUGAUAAACACCAAAUCAAAGUGUGUGCUUACUUCUGAAAAGAAGGAAAGUGAAAAGGGGGUAUACAGGUGAUGACCAUUAUAUCUGAAAUUAUCUUUGUAAAAAAACCUGAAAAAAUGGCCAAUAUCUGAAUGUUACUUAGCAUCACUCUGGGUAGAGAAUAAAGGGGUCAGUGUAACAACCAAAAAAAAAAAAAAAA
Equus caballus (horse) is the source of this 5480-nucleotide messenger RNA. The record is from RefSeq and is a predicted model, not a curated record. Lineage: Eukaryota; Metazoa; Chordata; Mammalia; Perissodactyla; Equidae.